CUCCGCGGAGAGAGCGGUGCAAUGAUAAAAGCCGCAUAUGCGGUAGGCUACACACCUAUCAGGCAGGAAAAUACCUAAGAAACAGCCUCACCCCGAUUCUCCUCGCACCGCAGCCUUAUCCACGACUCAGAGCGGAACCUGAAGUGCCAGUAGAACCAUGUCCAGGCCAACGGGGGGCGGUGCCAACGAUGUCACCCGCUUCCUGUCAUCAGGGGCGGGGCCAGGCUCUCCCACCUCCAACGCCGUGUUCUCCGCUGCCAGCCAGGCCGACUGGGCAGCUAAGAGGCUGGUGUGGGUGCCAUCAGAGAAGCAUGGCUUUGAGUCGGCCAGUAUUCGGGAGGAGCGUGGCGAUGAGGUGGAGGUUGAGCUGACAGACAGCCAGCGGCGGGUCACUCUGUCCAGGGAGGAGGUGCAGCGGAUGAACCCCCCACGCUUCAGUAAAGUGGAGGACAUGGCCGACCUCACCUGCCUCAACGAAGCCUCGGUGCUGCACAACCUGAGAGAGAGAUACUACUCUGGCUUGAUCUAUACAUAUUCAGGGCUGUUUUGCGUGGUGGUGAACCCUUACAAGAACCUGCCCAUCUACACAGAGUCCAUUGUGGAGAUGUACCGGGGCAAGAAACGGCACGAGAUGCCCCCUCACAUCUACGCCAUAUCAGAGGCCGCCUACCGCAGCAUGCUGCAAGACAGAGAAGAUCAGUCAAUCCUCUGCACAGGCGAGUCUGGAGCUGGGAAAACAGAGAACACUAAGAAAGUCAUCCAGUAUUUGGCUCACGUUGCCUCCUCUCAUAAGAGUGGCACUCUGGGAAGGAACAAGGAAGCCGUACAGAGUAUGCAAUAUGGCGAGCUGGAGAGACAACUGCUGCAGGCCAACCCCAUACUGGAGGCCUUCGGCAAUGCAAAGACUGUCAAGAAUGACAACUCCUCCAGAUUUGGUAAAUUCAUCCGCAUUAAUUUUGACGUGGCGGGGUACAUAGUUGGUGCCAACAUUGAGACCUACCUCCUUGAAAAGUCCCGGGCCACCCGUCAGGCUAAAGAUGAGAGGACGUUCCACAUCUUUUACCAGAUGUUGUGUGGAACUUCAGAGGAGACAAGAGCGGACCUGCUCUUAGGAACUGCUGAUGAGUACCGCUUCCUCAGUGGAGGCUCCAUCCCUGUUCCUGGUCAGAGCGAUUCAGAGAACUUCACCCAGACCAUGGACUCCAUGGCUAUAAUGGGCUUCACCCCAGAGGAGUCGUUAUCGAUGCUGAAGGUGAUCUCUGCUGUGCUCCAGUUUGGGAACAUUUCCUUCAUGAAGGAGAAGAACCAGGACCAGGCCUCAAUGCCUGACAACACAGCUGCUCAGAAACUCUGCCAUCUGCUGGGCAUCAACGUGCUGGAGUUCACUCGGGCCAUCCUCACUCCCAGGAUCAAAGUGGGUCGAGAGUAUGUGCAGAAGGCCCAGACGAAGGAACAGGCCGACUUUGCUGUGGAGGCCUUAACGAAGGCCACAUACGAGCGUCUGUUCAGAUGGCUGGUCCACAGGAUCAACAGAGCUCUGGACCGCAGACAGAGACAGGGGGCCUCCUUCAUAGGCAUCCUUGAUAUUGCUGGCUUUGAGAUCUUCCAGCUGAACUCCUUUGAGCAGCUGUGCAUCAACUACACCAACGAGAAGCUACAGCAGCUCUUCAACCACACCAUGUUCAUCUUGGAGCAGGAGGAGUACCAGCGGGAGGGCAUCGAGUGGAACUUCAUUGACUUCGGCCUGGACUUACAGCCGUGCAUUGACCUCAUUGAGAAACCGACCCACCCACCUGGUGUUCUGGCCCUGCUAGAUGAAGAGUGCUGGUUCCCUCGAGCAACAGACCGCUCAUUUGUGGAGAAGCUGUCUGCUGAGCAAGGCACCCAUCCAAAAUUCUUCCGAUCCAAGCAGCCACGCGGGGAAGCUGACUUCUCUAUCAUUCACUACGCUGGCAAGGUGGACUAUAAGGCAAAUGAUUGGCUGGUGAAGAACAUGGAUCCUCUUAACGACAACGUAGCGUCUCUUCUCCACCAGUCGUCUGAUCAUUUUGUCUCAGAGCUUUGGAAGGAAGUGGACAGGAUCGUGGGUCUGGACCAGGUGUCGUCAGGAGAGAGCAGCGGCCCGGUUGCUUUCGGUGCCGGGGGACUGAAGACGAAGAAGGGAAUGUUCAGGACCGUCGGUCAGCUUUACAAGGAGUCUCUCACCAAGCUAAUGGCCACGCUGAGGAACACCAACCCCAACUUCCUCCGCUGCAUCAUCCCCAACCACGAGAAGAGGGCUGGUAAGCUCUCCCCCCACCUGGUUUUAGAUCAGCUGAGGUGUAAUGGAGUUUUGGAGGGGAUCCGUAUCUGCAGACAAGGCUUCCCGAACCGAAUCCCGUUCCAGGAGUUCAGACAGAGAUAUGAGAUCCUGACUCCUAAUGCUAUCCCUCGCACCUUCAUGGAUGGCAAACAGGCAUCAGAACUCAUGAUCAGAGCUUUGGAGCUAGAUCACAACCUGUUCAGAGUGGGUCAGAGUAAAGUCUUCUUCAGAGCUGGAGUCCUGGCUCAUCUGGAAGAAGAAAGAGACCUUAAGAUCACUGACACCAUCAUACGCUUCCAGAGCGCUGCCAGAGGCUACCUUGCACGCAAAGCCUUUAUGAAGAAGCAGCAGCAGCUGAGCGCUCUGAGGGUGAUGCAGAGGAACUGUGCUGCUUACCUCAAACUCAGGAACUGGCAGUGGUGGCGCCUGUUCACCAAGGUGAAGCCCCUGUUGCAGGUGACCCGGCAAGAGGAGGAGAUCCAGGUUAGGGAAGCCCAGCUCCAGAAGGCCAAGGACAAUCUCACCCGAGUGGAGAAGGACUACACAGAGCUGGACAGGAAACAUGCUCAGCUGUUGGAGGAGAAGGCAGUGCUGGCAGACCAGCUGCAGGCGGAGGCAGAGCUGUUUGCGGAGGCAGAGGAGAUGAGGGCCAGGUUAGCCAGUCGGAAACAGGAGCUGGAGGAAGUGCUGGGCGAGCUGGAGAGUCGACUGGAGGAAGAGGAGGAGAGAGGUGUGCAGCUGACCAAUGAGAAGAAGAGGAUGCAGCAGAAUAUACAGGAUUUGGAGGAGCAGUUAGAGGAGGAGGAAAGUGCCCGACAGCGCCUCCUGCUGGAGAAGGUCACCUUGGAGACUAAAGUGAAGAGUCUGGAAACCGACCUGUUGAACGCAGUGGAGCAGAGAGACCGACUUAGCAAGGAGAAGAAACAGUUUGAGGAACGUCUGAGUGAGGUGACUGAUCAGCUCACUGAGGAAGAGGAGAAAACCAAAAGUCUGAACAAACUCAAGAACAAACAGGAAGCUGUCAUUGCUGACCUAGAGGAGCGCCUGAAGCGUGAGGAACAGGGUCGCUUGGAGCAGGAGAAGUGGAGGAGGAGGCUGGAGGGCGAGACGGUGGAGGCCCAGGAGCAGCUGUCAGACCUGGGUGUGAUGACCGCAGAGCUGAGGGGCAGUCUGGCUCAGAGAGAAAAGGAAAUCACCACGCUGCAGGGCCGUUUGGAGGAAGAAGGAGCACGUCGCGCAGAAGCUCAGCGGGGGCUGAGGGAGGCCAUGUCCCAGGUGUCUGAGCUGAAGGAGGAAGUGGAGAAUGAACGAGGGAUGAGGGAAAGGGCGGAGAAACAGAGGCGAGACCUGGGCGAGGAGCUGGAAGCUUUGAGAACUGAGCUGGAGGACACUCUGGACACCACCGCUGCCCAGCAGGAGCUAAGGUCUCGUCGGGAGGCGGAGUUAAAUGACCUCCAGCGGUGUGUUGAAGAGGAGACUCGCCGCCACGAAACCCAGCUUUCGGAACUCAGAGUCAAACACAGCGCUGCCAUAGACAGCCUCCAGGAACAGCUGGACAAUAGCAAGAGAGCACGUCAGUCCCUGGAGAAGGCCAAGGCAGUGCUGGAGGAAGAGAGGCAGAAUUUGACCUCCGAGCUCAAGAGCCUCCAAGCGGGCCGCAUGGAGAGCGAGAGAGGCCGCAAGAGGGCUGAGGGUCAGCUGCAGGAGCUCAGCGCCCGACUGGCUCAGGCUGACAGAGAGCGGGAGGAGAGGGAGGAGCGAGUGCACAAGCUGCAGUGUGAGAUUGAGUCUAUCUCCAAUAAUUUGUCCUCCUCUGACACCAAAUCUCUUCGGCUCUCGAAAGAGGUCAGCAGCCUGGAGAGCCAGCUGAAUGAUGCAAAGGAAUUGCUGCAGGAUGAAACUCGUCAAAAGAUGGCUCUGGGCUCGAGGGUGCGAGCACUGGAGGAGGAGAAGAAUGGACUCAUGGAAAGACUCGAGGAGGAGGAGGAGAGGGCCAAAGAGUUGACCCGGCAGAUCCAGACUCAUACCCAGCAGCUGGCAGAGCUUCGUAAGCAGUCAGAAGAGGUGAACACUGCGGUGGAAGCUGGAGAGGAGACGCGCAGGAAACUCCAGAGAGAGCUGGACAGUGCCAUCCAGAGGGAGCGACAGAAGGAGGAGGAGAAGGAGAGAGUGGAGAGGCAGAGGGAGCGACUGAGGGAGGAGAUAGAGGACAUGACGCUUGCCCUGCAGAGAGAGAGGCAGAACUGCACAGCCCUGGAGAAGAGGCAGAAGAAGUUUGACCAGUGUCUGGCAGAGGAGAAGGCAGUGAGCGCUCGGUUGGCGGAGGAAAGGGACAGAGCAGAAGCAGACAGCCGAGAAAAGGAGACGAGAUAUCUGGCACUUUCCCGAGCCUUGCAGGAGGCCCAGGACCAGAGGGAAGAGCUAGAGAGGGUCAACAAGCAGCUCCGUCUGGAAAUGGAACAGCUUGUAAACCAGCAGGACGAUGUUGGCAAGAACGUCCACGAGCUGGAGCGGACCCGCAGGAACUUAGAAACAGAAGCCCAGAACCUGCGAGUUCAGACGCAGGAGCUGGAGGAGGAGCUGUCGGAGGCGGAGAACUCGAGGCUGCGGCUGGAGGUCACCCUGCAGGCUCUCAAGGCUCAGUUUGAGAGGGAGAUAAGUACCAGCGAGGAGAAGGGAGAGGAGAAGAGGAGGGCGCUCAGCAAACAGGUGAGGGAGCUGGAGAUCCAGCUGGAGGAGGAGCGGAGUCAGCGGUCUCAGGCCAUGUCUUCAAAGAAGCAGCUGGAAGCAGAACUACAGGAAGCCGAGGCCCAGGUGGAGACGUCAACACGUGGAAAAGAGGAGGCUGUGAAGCAGUUGCGGAGGCUGCAGGGUCAAAUGAAGGAAGUUCUGCGCGAGCUAGAUGAGACCAAGUUGGCUCGGGAUGAGGUGAUCACUCAGUUUAAAGACAGCGAAAAGAAGAUCCAAACACUGGAAGCAGAAGUCCUGCAGUUCACUGAGGAGCUUUCUGUGUCAGAGAGGCAGAGGAGACAGGCUCAGCAGGAGAGAGAUGAGAUGGCUGAUGAGAUGGUCAACAGCAGUUCUGGAAAGACGGCACUGUGUGAAGAGAAGAGGAGGUUAGAGGCACGAGUCAGUCAGCUGGAGGAGGAGCUGGAGGAGGAGCAGAGUAACUCUGAACUGCUGGCGGAGAGACAGAGGAAGACUGCUCUACAGGUGGAGACUCUGACCGUGCAGCUGCAGGGAGAGAGGACUCUGGCCCAGAAGGCAGAGGCGGCUCGAGAGCAGCUGGAGAGGCAGAACAAGGAGCUGAAGACCCGACUGGGGGAGAUGGAGGGAGCAGUGAGGGGCAAACACAGGCUCAGCGUCGCCGCCCUGGAGGCCAAGAUAGAGUCGAUGGAGGAGCAGCUGGAGCAGGAGAGACAGGAACGAGCCAUUGCCAAUAAACUGGUGCGAAAGACAGAGAAGAAACUGAAGGAGGUGAUGAUGCAGGCGGAGGAUGAGAGACGACACGCAGACCAGUACAGAGAGCAGCUGGACAAGUCGAUGGUCCGCCUGAAGCAGCUGAAGCGGCAGCUGGAGGAGGUGGAGGAGGAGAACUCUCGCGCCAACGCUCAGAAGAGGAAGCUGCAGCGGGAGCUGGAGGAGCUCACAGACAGCGGUCAGAGCAUGACGCGAGAGAUCACCUCUCUACGCAGCCAGCUCAGCAUCCCUGAAUGGAGAGCAGAUAAGCGUGCUCCGUUGCCCCUGGCGAUGCGUGGACGCAGGGCGCUGGUCGACGACCUGUCGUUGGAGAACUCUGAUUCGGAGGAGCCCCCUGCCUCGCCGACACCCUCCUCUGGACUCCCAGGGACCCCGACUCCCUCCUCUGAACACAGCCUGGACCCUCCGCCGCCCUACAGCGUCAACAACACAGAGUGACGCACACAUAGACUCAGUUACACACAUGAUGUUCACACACACACACACACACUCUCACACAAACACAUCUGCCUCUCACAGCCUCGACUACUCAGGGGUGAAGGAGCGACACGCACACAGCACAUAACACUGUAGUUUAUAAAGGUACACAAAGUAUGUAGGAUGCAAACAUCAGGCGCUAUAACGAUAAAACGACCUCACUGAAAAACAGAAACAGUGUAAAAAUGAGAUUUUACAAAGAGGCAACUGCAAUUGAUUUUUAUUUUGUAACAAACUGUGUCAUAAAAAAACAACAUAACAAAGGCUGGAAAUUUCUACAUUACACCUCUGUAAUGCACUUCUGAGAAACUACACUACUUCUUCCAGAGUUCCAAUGGGAAAAUGAAUUAUUAUCAACUGAUUUCAUGAUGCUGUACAGUGAUUAGAGCGCAGAAAACAUUAUGGUCUGUAUGUCUUUUACAUUAGGAGGUAUUUUAAAACUAAGCCAUGUUUCACCCUUUGAUGAGGAUUUACAAUCUGGUUUCACAAAGGGCUGCUGGAGCGUGAAAAUACUUCUGGAGGGUGUUAAGACAAUCUAUAUACCUUUACAUAAAGUAGCUAAGAAGAGACACGCAGCAGAGAAUUCAUCUUCUCUGCAACUGCGUGUUAAAUGCAAAUGACAUUUUCAUGUGUCAGUUUUAAAAAAUGAGAAACUUGGAAUAAUCUAGCAAACAGAAAGAUUAAAGUAAAGGAUUUCUGGUGCGUUAACAAAAGAGAAGCGGCAAUUAAUAACCAAUAUUUAAUGAAACUUUUAUUGGGGAUGCUUGAUCAGAAAAAGGGAAGCAUUAGUUCUAUUACAUAUUGAUCUCUUUUUCAUAUAAUUUGUUAAAAUUGUAGACACACAAACAACUGGCCAUGAAAAGCAGCCUGUAUGCAGUAUAGCUGCAUUACAGUUGUAUUAGGUGAGAAAUCCUUUUUCUGUAGAUUAGAAACAGUAUGUUGUUAGACAGAGCAGUAGGUAUUAGUUAUUAGAUAGUUUCUUUAACUAAAGUUUUAACAUAUUGCUUCAGAAAUUUGAAUUUCUAUAAUUUAUAUCCAAUGUGAACUUAAGUUAUUGAUCGCUGGUUGUUUUCUGUAUGACUCCGUCUUGUCAGGGAGGCAUGUUAGUCUGAUUAUUUGUGCUCCUGUUGGCCCUGAUGAUUCAGACUUCUUGGUUUCAGUCAGCAUCGCAGCAUCACGUCUCAGAGAUGAAUUUGCAUUGAAGACCUUUCCGGUGGUUAACUGUUUUGAGUGUAUAAGGCAACAUAACUGGAAACAACCUGCAGAGAGCGGUAUUAAUUGAUCUUUUUAUCCAAAGCAGAAUAAAAUGGUGACAGUUAGUCUUUCUUUUCUGUUUUUAGACUGAUAAACACAUCACAUUUUAUUUUGACAGGCAUCUUGUACAUUGUAAUCUUGAUUUUUACUCAGCAACUAUGUAAAUUAUUGCUCAAGCAAAGCUUUUUUGUGUUUAACCAAAUGGUGGGCGUAUGGAUGAGAAAAAGGGACUUAAAAUUGUAGUAAAUGUAGAGUAGCAGUAGAAUAGAGUAGAGGACAGGAGUAGAGGCUGGAUAGCUAUUCUACUAUCACCCAGUGACUCUACAGGAGUCAUUCUUAGUGGAAUAAACUCUCCACAGUUCCUGUGUAGAAGAUUGUAGAAUAACUGAGCACGAGACUCAAAGCAUUUUCAGAUAUUAGUAGUAUUAGACAAAAAAUGACAAUGGAGGCACUGAGGAAUGAAUUUUUAUGAAGCAAACAGCACGUAGAACAAAACAUAGAUUUUUUUUUUUUACCCUGGCCGUCAACUCGCAGUGACUUUCGUGUGUGGUGUCAACCAGACACAAGCAGCCUGAUGACCCUGCUGUGAGACAGACAAAGCUUUUGUCAAACCUGGUUUUUAAAGAUGUUUUUCUUUAGGUGAGACAUCUCUGUUUUCCUCAGCAUGUUUUAUUUAUUGUUAACUUGACCCUCUUCAGCACCUGUUUGCCUGUCAUAGCUUUAAGAAUUUCCAGGAAGCUAAUGUGAUGUCUAGUUUUUCACAUGCAUACAUAUAGCAAUGCUAUAUAAUUUAACAGUUUGGGAAAUACACUUAUUCACUUUUGUGUAGAGAGUUAGAUGAGAAGAUCGAUACCACGAUAAAUAUAAAGAUACAGCCAGCAGCUGGGUACCUCAGCUUUACACCUAUAAUACACCUUGCAGCAUCUCUAAAGCUCACCAACUAAUAUGUGAGACUGUAUGUAUUUGUUGGACUAUUUGUUGGUCAGGCGCAGUAAGCAGAGACUCCAGGAAGUCACUGCACCCAGCCAAGGUCUAGCCUGGUAAAUAACUCCCCACAAAACCCGAAAAAAAAACAAAGGGGAUAAAACAUGUGAGCUGAUGAUCUUUAGAGGCACUGAUAGGUGGGUUGUGUUACCUACAAGCAGAGCCAGACUAGCUGUUGAUCCCUGUUUGGAGACUUUGUGCAAAGCUGAAGGUCUUCUGGCUGCAACUUCAUAUUUCCUUUACAGAUGUGAAACUGUUUUCGAAUUCUUGUUUAACUCUCAAAAAAAGAGCAAAUGAGCCUAAAAUGUAGAACUUUUCCUUUAAAUUAGAAUGUCACUGGCGCUUUAACUUUCCAAUUGGAACUAAAGGAAGGUAAAGAUUGUGUCGCUGAAAUCACAAAUGUUUCUGGAAUUCCUCUGAAUGUUUGUUUUUAUUCUGGUUUUAGAUAUAUAUAUAUAUAUAUGACAAAUGAUCAGUGACGAUGUUGCUGUUUACCGUCGGUUACGCACAGGACCACUUCAGUGGUUGACGGUAAUCCAGGUCAUCAUUACUGCUCCCUCCUCGUCCUUUUGUUUUAAGUUAACAGGUGUAUAUUUAAAUGAAACGGCAAUGCAAAGCUAACAUCUGCACUGACAGAACAUGACAAUAAGCGUGUAGGGCACGCAUGAACAUGACAUGUUGAGCUUUUUUUUUUGCCAUGCCAGGUUCGCCAUGACUCACAGUUAGUGACAUUUGAAUAAGAUCAAACCAGUUGGGUUGAGAAAGAGUUUCACUACUGACAACAUAUAUUUAAAGCCCUAUUAAAGGGGUUUAUUUUUUAUUUUCUGUAUUCUUUCAUUUUAGCAAUAUGCAAAGGGUUUUGUUUGACGCUUUGUUUUUUAAGAUGUUGUGUAAAUGCUGCACUUUACACACGACCAGUGGAGAUAAACACAGCCAGACACUGUUGGUACAUUAUGUCUGCUUCGUCAGGUCGUAAUUUAUCUCAAAGAGGCCGACAUAGCAUUAAGCCAAAUGAGCGGACAUCACGUGUCAUCACGUUGCUCUGAACUUUUCACUUAGAUCGUAGUCUCAGAAUGUCACAUCAGCGUCUAAACGUGGCGACUUUGUUCACGCCUUGAUAGACCAAAAUCUGAAGGCUCGUGGAAUCAUCUGCUGGUCUGAGAACAGAUGAGUUCUGUUCAUCUGUAGCAAGAGACGAGGCCGGUGCUUCUCUGAGGUGUUAUUUUUCUCUCUAUGUUUGUUUAUGGCUACUGUGGAACCUGAAACAUUUUGGAUAAAUGUGUUUUAUUGUUUCAGCCUUUUUUUUUUGUUAAUGAUGCUGUAAUUAUAAAACAUCUGAUUGGGGUUAACUUUAAUAUAUGUCGUUGGUUUUGAUCUUUGUGUUUCUGUGUGUUUCUUUGAGAUCACAACCUGGGCAGAAUACAUGCUUAUCAGUGGUGGAAAGCAACUAAGCACUUUUACUCAAGUACUGUAGUACAGAUUAGAGGUACUUGUACUUUACUUGAGUAUUGAUCAAUCAGUGGUCAUCAGUGUAGAAAAUAUGACACAUUUUUGUAGAUUGAAUUACAAAACAGUAAAAAAAAAAGUGGUUAAAACGAGCUCCUCAUCAACCAGCUACAACUGUCAAGUGCUACUGAUAAUAAGAAAAAUAAUCACAGAAGCCAUUUUAUUUUGCAGUAUGAGUACUUUUACUUGAUUCUUUAAGUAUAUUUUUGCAGCUAACACUUGUGUACUUUUAAUUAAGUUACAUUUUCAGUGCAGGACUUUUACUUGUAACAGGGUAUUUUUAUUUGGCAGUAUUGCCACUUUUACUUAAGUAACAGGAGUUAACACUGGAACCGCAUUUAUCCUUUAUUGGCAUUCUGAAUAUUUGUCACCACUUUAAACAUGAAGAUUUCUUACUUACCACUGCAAUCAACACACAGAGUCCGACUCAAGCUCAAGUAACAGUUAAAAGCUUCAACAUACUCACAGAAGAGGUUUGGUGUGAAAAGAGGGCAAAUCAAAUUUAGACUGAGAAUGUACUGAACAUGAGUUACUAUAUUAUUAUUAUUUCCUGGCAGUCAGGUGUGUUUGAACCGAAAAGGAGACGCUUGUAUUUGCUUGAAUCUCAAGCAAAGUAAAUUGAUCGUAAAUACAAAUCAGUUCAAGUUCGAUAUUUCAAAAAUGGAAAUUCUUUUUGCAGCUUGAAAACACAAUAAGACAAGUGAAGACGUUUAGUUUAUUAGAGAACAAUCACUGGAAAUUAGUUAGCAGUCACUUGUAACAGACAUGUUUUCUACUCAACUUGCAACUGAUGCUGUCGCUUUUUACAUGUAUACUUAUAUAAGCAUCUCUCCAGUGCACCUCCCUUUAAAUAAGAGCUGCUACUGAGGGAGUCUGAAAGCCGGACAGGCCGUAAAGAAAAGACAAGAUUUGGGUGUAAAAUCAAACAGAGAAAAACACGAGAUUUUUUUUACUGAGAAAUU
Messenger RNA from Chelmon rostratus (copperband butterflyfish), 10965 nucleotides. RefSeq names its product myosin, heavy chain 14, non-muscle (gene myh14). The transcript is spliced from 44 exons. Bases 158 to 6220 code for a protein of 2020 amino acids. NCBI's taxonomy places the organism in Eukaryota, Metazoa, Chordata, Actinopteri, Chaetodontiformes, Chaetodontidae. Gene Ontology annotation, cellular component: myosin complex. Gene Ontology annotation, molecular function: actin filament binding; ATP binding; cytoskeletal motor activity. The record is from RefSeq and is a predicted model, not a curated record.